This is a messenger RNA of Haemonchus placei, 279 nucleotides long. NCBI's taxonomy places the organism in Eukaryota, Metazoa, Nematoda, Chromadorea, Rhabditida, Trichostrongylidae. The record is from the annotation of a GenBank genome assembly.
AUGAUGAAUUGGGAGCCCGUCUACCAACUGAAAAUUCGAAUUGAAAAAGGUGUCCCUAGCGCUUCCACUCCAUCGAUCCUGAAGGAAUUGUGUCCAGAUGCGGAACUACUGAAUGAGGACAAAUUAAAGACGAUUGAGGACAAUGAAGGAAUUGGAGCGGACUUUGGGGGUGAACGGAGAGGGGAGGUGGGAGGUUGGGAUGGUUGGGUGGUAGGGGAACUGAACGAGUUGCAGAUUGACACAUGCGUGAAUGCUCUUUACGAAGAUUGUAUUGAAUAA